Messenger RNA from Phalacrocorax carbo (great cormorant), 866 nucleotides. Lineage: Eukaryota; Metazoa; Chordata; Aves; Suliformes; Phalacrocoracidae. The record is from RefSeq and is a predicted model, not a curated record.
GGGGCCGAAGGGCUGGAAACGGGGGGGCUGUUGGGCCCCUACCCCUCCCCAGGCCGCCUGUCCCUGGUGCCGUGGGCCGACGGGGGGGCGUUGGGGGCCCCCCCCCUGGACCCCCACCCCCCCCCCGGAGCCCCCCCGAUUCCUGGAGCUGCUGCAGCCCCCCCGGGGCAGCCCCCCCCCGCCGGGGCCCCUCUGCCCCCCGGCGCCGCCCAGCCCUGCGAGGCGCGGGAGUGCGUGAACUGCGGGGCGACGGCGACGCCGCUGUGGCGGCGGGACGGGACGGGCCAUUACCUGUGCAACGCCUGCGGGCUCUACCACCGCCUCAACGGGCACAACCGGCCCCUCAUCCGGCCCAAGAAGCGCCUGCUCGUCAGCAAACGCGCCGGCACCGUCUGCAGCAACUGCCAGACCAGCACCACCACGCUCUGGCGCCGCAGCCCCCGGGGGGACCCCGUCUGCAACGCCUGCGGCCUCUACUACAAACUGCACCGGGUGAACCGCCCGCUGACCAUGCGCAAGGACGGGAUCCAGACCCGCAACCGCAAGGUCUCGGCCAAGGGCAAGAAGCGGAGACAGGGGGGGGUCGCUGGCGCCGGGGGGGGGCCGGAUGCCAUGGGGGGGCCCCCCCCGCCCCCACCAGCACCCCCACAACCCCCUCCCGAGGACCCGGCUGCCCUCUACGCCCUCGGACCCCUCGUUCUAUCCGGACAUCUCCUCCCUUUCUCCACCGCUGGACCCUUUUUGGGGGGACCCGGGGGGAGUUACCCUGCCCCCCCAACCCCCGCCGGGCCCCCCCCCGGCCUCACCCCCCAGCUUUAACUGGUGGGGGGGGAGGCCCCCCAUUACAGUUCGUUCUCAGAAACGGA